Messenger RNA from Acipenser ruthenus (sterlet), 3896 nucleotides. RefSeq names its product synaptic vesicle glycoprotein 2C. Gene Ontology annotation, biological process: transmembrane transport. Bases 530 to 2167 code for a protein of 545 amino acids. Gene Ontology annotation, molecular function: transmembrane transporter activity. Gene Ontology annotation, cellular component: membrane. The record is from RefSeq and is a predicted model, not a curated record. NCBI's taxonomy places the organism in Eukaryota, Metazoa, Chordata, Actinopteri, Acipenseriformes, Acipenseridae. The transcript has 13 exons.
UACUAUGCAAUUUGCUUGGGGUUGGGUUGGCGUUGCAUCUGUAGAUAAAAUAACUACUGUAUACAGAGACGUGUCCUCUUGGCUGGUAGUUUUACUGGAAAAAAACGGACACAUAAUUUUGAUACGUGUAGUAAUGUUUUUUUUUUUUUUUCUGGAGGAAGAAUCGUCUGUAAACAUCACAAAACCAAUACUACGUAGGGGCGCUUAAUGAACCUUCUUGGGUGUUUAUUUAAAUUUUAUUCAAAAUGAAAUAUAAUAGCAAAUUACUGGCAUACAGAAAUUGGUUGUCUUUAGUUUAUUUAAUUGCCGCUAAUUACAAAUAAGACUAACUAUAGAGGCGUCACGGAGUUUUGUCACAACAUUGUGGCAUAAUUGCGGAAGUUCUAAAGCACUGGACACUUGCUUUCGUCACGCCUGUGUGUUUUAUGAACACAAAUAAACAAACUUCAGAGAAUAGCACCAGUGUUAUCAUAUCCCCCAAGAGCUCAUUUCGAAAGCAUGUGGUUGCAUACGGCAAUAUUGGUUUACAAUGUCUAGCCGUAUCCUAGAGGAAGGACUAAGCGAUUCAGGUCGAAGACCUCUCCUUGACUACCCGGACACGUCGCUGUCUGACUCGGAUACAGAAGGAGAUGCUGUUUUUGAACGUAAGAAAAGGAGACACUUCAAUGAAACAGCUCAGGGUCCCAAAUUCUCCUAUGAAGAAGCAGUUGAAGAAGCAGGUUUUGGUUUGUUCCACGGUUUGCUGCUGGUUGUCUGUGGGUGGGCCAAUGCCAGUGAUGCAGUGGAGAUCCUGUGUGUGUCCUUCCUCCUUCCAACUGCUCGCUGUGACCUACAGCUCAGUUCCUCCGACAUGGGCAUGCUGACAGCCAGCAUCUUCCUGGGAAUGAUGAUCGGAGGCUAUGUGUGGGGUUACCUCGCUGACCAGAAGGGGCGGCAGAGGGUCCUUGUGAUCUCUCUGACUGUGAACGGGGUGUUUGGAGCACUGGCCAGCCUGGCCCCCUGGUUCUGGCUCUUUCUGCUGCUGCGGUUUAUCAGUGGCAUCGGGGUUGGAGGCUCCAUUCCCGUCAUCUUCUCCUACUUUUCCGAGUUCCAGCCUCGCACUAAGAGGGGAGCGAUGAUCAGUGGUCUGGCCACAUUCUGGAUGGCUGGGAAUAUACUGGCAGCAGGCUUGGCCUGGCUGGUUAUUCCCAACACUUUCCUAAGUUUUCAGCUGGGGACGCUGGAGUUCCAAAGCUGGAGGCUCUUUGUGGUGCUGUGCUCCAUCCCCAGCCUGUCCUCAGCACUCAUUUUUAGGCUGGUCAUGCCAGAGAGCCCCAAGUUCCUUAUGGAGGCUGGACGAGUGGAGGAAGCCGUCUUCGUGUUUAGGAAGAUGUAUAACUUCAAUCACAGAGGGAACGCCAAGCCUUUUCCAGUCACAGAAUUAAAGAUCAGUCCAACAUCAGAAAAAGGAAAAAUAGUUGCCAAUACAAAAAUACAGAGGAUCAGUCACAGAAUAAGGAAGGUUCUGGAACCCAUUCAGAAGCUUUUCUCCGAUCACUUGACUUCAAGAAGUGUUCUUCUGCUGAUUAUCUUUUUCUGCAUAUCAUUUGGGUACUAUGGCCUGUGGAUGUGGUUUCCAGAACUCUUCAAAAGGAUAGAAGACGGUGGCUCUCCGUGUGCUAAUGCAUCUCAGUCAUCAAGCUCUCUGCAGCCAGCGAAUGCCACCUGCUACCCUGUGAAAACUGAAGUGUACAUGGAGGGCUUCAUCACUGCAGCUGCCAAUCUGCCUGGAAAUAUAUUUACUAUCUUUAUGAUGGACGUGGUGGGAGGGAAGGUCCUGCUUACUUUCAGCCUCCUCCUGUCGGGAGUCAGCGUGUUCUUCAUCUGGGCAGUCCAGACCAAGACCCAGACCCUGAUCAUGUCGUGUGUGUUCAGCGCGGUCUCGGUCAUCGCAUGGAACGCUCUGGAUGUCAUCGGCACAGAGCUGUACCCCACACAGCUCCGCUCGUCUGCUCUUGGUUUCUUCACGGGAGUCGGUCGUGUGGCAUCGAUCCUGGGGAACGUGGUGUUUGGUCAGUUGGUUGAUACUAACUGUGCUGUUCCCAUUCUCCUUGUGGCAGCCUUGCUUGUCAUUGGAGGUGUGGCUGCUAUCAAACUGCCUCGCACUAAACAUGCUGAGCUGACCUAAAGCAGAACUUGUCACACUUGCAUUUGUUUACUCAUUUUGAAUAUGUGCCUUAACUGAAGGAAUAGAAUACUUUAAUUCCCUCAAAUCAGCAUUAAAGCAGUCAUUUACUCAUUAAUUUAUCAGUAGCAUUUAAAUAUAGAAGACGUAUAUUAGACAUUGAAUUGUGAUACUCAAGGCACAUGUACCGUAUUUCCUAGGCUGAAGAUCUAUUUAUGCAUUGCCACAAGACCUAUCACUGCUCUAUAAAGACUUGGGGCUGGGGAGGUUCCUGUUGUGACCACAGCUUUGUGCCAUUGUCACACCUUUCAUGAGUACCAAUACAAAAACAUACAAAAAAAAAACUAGUUAUUGCAAGUUAUUUUGUAAAAAAACACCAAUGUAAAGUCACUUAAUAGGGCGUUGGGCCACUGGUAUCCUGCUCUGUGUAGACCGUUUUUGAUUAAACUGGCUGCUCGCACCCCAGGUUGAAAUUUGCAGUCACUUGAUCUGCAGUUGCUCACCUGUUUUCCCUUGCACUUUGAGUUAAUGCCCAGAUAUCAGGAUGUUGGAGUAUGCGCUUCUGCCCACUCUUGCCCUUUGCUGCUGUCUUUCCCUCAGAGUUCCAUGCCAACAUCACCUUAGACAGUUUCUCGUGAAACAUCAGCAAGUUGAGCUAUUUUGGUCACUGAAGCUCCUGCCAAGGGCACCCCAACAAACACCCCCUUUCAAAGUCACCGAGGUCUCCUCGUGCAGCCAUAAUUAGGCAACCAGGCCUGUCAUGCAUUUUUAUACAUGACCCUAAGCAUGUUGGGAUGUUAUUUGCUUAAUUAACACAAGCCACACCUGUGUGGAAGCCCUUGAUUUCAAUAUACUUGGUGUCCCUAGUUUACCCAGGUGUUACCAUUUUUUUUGUCCACUACCUGUACUUGCAACUGUGUUAAUGGAAGUAGAGCUUUUGAACCGUUUAACUUCACGUUCAUUUCAUUUGUAAAAAUGGCAGGCGGUGCACUCCUGCACUUCACUUUUUUUCAUCCUUUUAAUUUAUUUGUGAAUAAACAGGUUCUUUUAGUAAUCUUACUGAAUAGUCAGCAUUUUCAUGCUGAACAGUAAAGAGACCAGUUUAAGGUACUGAGGAGUCUAACUGGGCUCUUGGGUAUUGAAAGUGGUCUAAAGUAAUUUAAACUUUGAAAAAAAUUACAAAGUUCAAGGAUUCCUGAAAGUUUAAAUCUAUUUCCAGCCUCAGCUGUAUUCAGGUUGAAGUUAUUAAAUGAAAAUGCUAGUGAGGAACAAAAAACCAUGCCAUUUUGUAAGGUAUCAGUUCAGAGUGGUUACUUCUAAUUGGGUAUUUUUGGUACUCUACUACAGUAGUCAAAAUAUUGGUUUUGAUACCUUUAUGGCAUCAAGUGCCCAUUUAACAAGCUUUCUAGACUACAUUCAUCCCAUCAGAUGAAAGUGGUCAAUUUAAAUUAUGUAUAAUCAAUUUGAAUAUUUGUCAAAACUUUGUCCAUCUAUCUAAUACACCAACAUUAUACAGAUUUACUCUGCCUGAGCCAGAAAGCAGUCAUGUAAAUUGAACUAGAAGAAAGCAAAAAUUGGCUUCUUAAAUUCCUCAAAUUUUGAAAACAAAAUGAAAAAGCAGCACCACCUACACAAAAUCAAUUUUAUAAAGACUCAGUAGAAGAUAUGCAACAAACAGAACAUGCAAGGCAGGUGAAGCAACUCGUCUCCAUGUAAAUCCACUUGUUAUGGG